Medioppia subpectinata is the source of this 371-nucleotide messenger RNA. The record is from the annotation of a GenBank genome assembly. Lineage: Eukaryota; Metazoa; Arthropoda; Arachnida; Sarcoptiformes; Oppiidae.
UACUGGCAAUUGGAUCCACGACUUGUCACCAUUGGUCAGAGUUGGGACGAUAGCGUCAAACAGGCUUCCGAUGAAUACAUGCAUCGAAUGCACCACUUAUGCUGUGAUAAUUGUCAUUCACACGUCUCGAUGGCACUCAAUCUGAUGAGAUAUAAUGGCAAAAGCAAUUACAAUAUGGUCUCCACAUUCUUCCUCUUCACCAUUCACUCCAAAUACAUCAGCUUCUGGUCGUUCCUGAAGACAUGGAUCCCUUUCAUUGUAUUGAUUUCAGUCAUCAUUGGAUUAGUUAUUUAUUUUAAAUGAAUUUAAUAUUUAUUUUUUAAAACUAUUUAUAAAAUUAUUAUUUUAUUUAUUUUACUCACAAUUUGUCA